Uranotaenia lowii is the source of this 5755-nucleotide messenger RNA. RefSeq names its product breast cancer anti-estrogen resistance protein 3 homolog. The record is from RefSeq and is a predicted model, not a curated record. The coding region runs from base 998 to 3877 and encodes 959 amino acids. Gene Ontology annotation, biological process: small GTPase-mediated signal transduction; positive regulation of peptidyl-serine phosphorylation. The transcript has 14 exons. Gene Ontology annotation, molecular function: phosphotyrosine residue binding; guanyl-nucleotide exchange factor activity. Lineage: Eukaryota; Metazoa; Arthropoda; Insecta; Diptera; Culicidae.
AGUGCCCCAACCACGUCGCGGCGUCUUCGAAAAUCCCAAAAAUUGGUUCCCAAGCAAAAGCAGCGUGGAGGCGUCGUCGCGAUUCGUCUAUUGCAGCGUUUGUGGGUAAACAUCGCGAGUUUAGGUUGGAAUAUGCGCGGCACAUUCCUAAAGGCGGUGUCCCUCAGUGUUUUCUUACCUGAUAAUGUGAUAACGUGGGCCUAGAAAAAAUAUCAACAAGCCCAGCACACACCAGAAAACUAAGAUGGGUGGUAGCUGUUUGUCCGCGGAAUGAGAAAAUGUUAACAUUAUUUGCGCUGAGUUGUUGCAAGAGUUAUCGCGCAUCGGAAUCCUCAGGCUCAAAGCGUUGUGGCGCUUUGUGUGGCUUGACAACUUGUGGGCUCUCGCUUGGCUGAACUCAGCAAAAGCAAAGGCAAAAGCGUGCGUAAUAUGAUCGCGACCGUUUAUCAUGAAUUGCAAUGUUAUCUGCUGAGUAUGUUUGCCAGUAGCGAAAUUUCGAUACAGUCAAUCAUCUUCUCCUUUUUCCUUGAAGUGUGUGUGUGUGUUUCUAACCGAUAAGUUAAGUUCAAUAAUAAUCACAGAAUCGUGAGUAGCUGUGUUCCCACCGGCUAAUCGAAUGAACGAUCAGCUGGUAGCCCAGGAAAAAAAAUCCUAUUGAAUGUAAAUUCUAUAUCUACCGGUGAAGUGCUUCUGUGAAAGCUGAAUCAGCAUAUGUGGUAACAAAUAUUGUUAUUGAAGAAAACAUACUCGAUGACAAAGUGAAGAAAUUAAGUUUAUCCGCGUUCAACAAACAAGAUGAUUAUACGAUUCAUGUAUUCUAAUUUACGUGAGCAACUGUCAGUGCAACUGAGCUACGACUGGAGAUUGUGAUUUGAGAGAUCAGCAGCAACAUACCGGCAGAUAAAAGUGCAAGAUCAGUGCUGCCAUGCAAAGUGCAAACGACUAUAAUAUGCUGCUCUGACUCCCUGUUAAGGUAAUCGCUUUCGACCGACAAAACAUGGGUAAAUCGACUAGCAAAUUAGAUAAACGGCGGUCUCAGAGUAUCUCCUGGAGUCACAAAUUUGGAUCUCUCAACCGGAGGCGACGUCAUGACCCGACGAUGGUCAUCACUUCCUGUCCGCAUCUGGAAGUGCGGGAUUGGCUGAAGCGACUGAACCUGGAGGAUUGUUAUGACAAAUUCAAGCAGUUCAAUGGCGUGGAGGACUUCCUGUACUACAGCGAGGCGGACAUUAAAAAAUUGGGCAUCCGAAACAAUGCUCAUCGGGCGCGAAUCGUCAGCAGCCUGGUGGCACUGCGGGAAAAACCUUCGACGGGUAGCCUGCAUCGAUCGGAAACGUUGAAAAAAUCGAUGCGCCAUAGCAUGGCAGCAGACAUGGCCAAGAAAAGUGCAACCGGAAACGAAGAUGCGGCAACCAGCUAUGAGUGUCUGACGGUUGGAAAAACGAAGCAGAGCAAAAGUCUGGGCGAUCUGUUAGAAAUGGAAUCACCGCAGGAUGGCGGCGGCGGAGGAGGUGGAAGUGGCACCGGAAAUGGCGGCGGCAACGAAGCCGUCGCCCUCAAGAAGGCCCUGGAGUGGGAACUGUCGCUCGAUUCCAGAGAUUUACGGUCCCAUGGUUGGUAUCAUGGGCCGAUUCCUCGGCAGCGGGCCGAGGAAAUUGUGACGCGGGAGGGCGACUUCCUGGUGCGAGAUUGCGUCUCCCAGCCGGGGAACUACGUGCUAACCUGCCGGACCAAGGGACAAACGCUGCACUUUGUCAUCAAUAAGCUGCUGAUUCAACCUGAAACCGUAUACGAAAGAGUACAAUACCAGUUCGAGGACGACGCGUACGACACAGUUCCUGAUUUGAUUACCUUCUACGUCGGCUCAGGACAAGCAAUUUCGGCGGCUUCAGGAGCUCGGAUUCAGUUCCCUUGCAAUCGAAUCUAUCCCCUCUCUUUUUAUGCCUCCAAGUAUGGACAGUAUCAGCAGGGAAUGCGGGGACCAAAUUCCCCUUCUCCGGUACCAUCGUCACCUGGAUUUAGAUACAAUCCCUACACCCAGCAAACGAACACAUAUCGCAGUCCGAUGUCUUCGCCACCGAGAACUAAACGUGAAACGCCACCUCGGUUGCCGUCGAAGAAACAACGUUCGCAAUCUCUGACGCCGCUGCAUGGCGCACAAAAUACGCAGCAAAGGUAUUGUAGUGCCGAUGGGGUCAUUCAAAGCAACGGAUCGUCUCCGCCGGAUAGUAAAACGCUUCCUAAACCAACAAGACUGGCUGGAUCGACGGAAAAGUGCAACAGUGCCGAUGGGGUGAUACAUCAGGACUCCUCGGCUCGAUCGACUCCAGCGGUAGAUGAAAAAUGUUCAAGCGCCGAUGGUGUAGUCAAGACACAGAACUUGAACCGAUCGAUUUCCCAGUCGCUUCCACGAUCGAACAGCUUGAGAUCUUCGCACGGUAUCAUGGGCUCGAGAGCUUCCAGCAUCAACAAGGAACCUAGCGAACACUCGUUGAGUCCUUGCAUGGAGCAGAAACACUUUGCAGAAGAUGAUGAAGAAACGGAGCAAGUUCCUAGUCCGCCUCCAAAACCGAUACGUGGAGUCAAUAGAAACGACUCUAUGAAAGAAUCGGAUCGAAACGGGGCUAUUCAUCGAAUGGGUUCCUACCAUCCCAGUGGCUCAGACUCUGGAAACGGUUCCGGUGACUCGGCCCAGAGCUCCGCUACUGGAGAAGACAUUGCCCCGCAGCAUCGGGGUGGCGUAAUACUUAAAAAUCCACGUUUCAUCCCGAACUCCAUGUCCUCGGUCACCUUGCGAUCGUACGUGGAUUUUGACCCUUUGGCGGCUGAAGAAGCACUACUAUCGAUGCCUAUUCCAACGUACGAGCAGGUCUCGCGAUACGAUUUGGAAAACUUCAACACGCUGAUGCUUCCAUUCUGUGAUUACAAGCCACUGGACAGUGGAACGCUGAAUACGUUCCGCAUGAUGUUGGCUGAAACAGGGGCACGAGUGAUUGCCUCGCAUCUUACCCGGGUCGAUAUCAGUUUGAUAUUAGACCAUUUUACACACACCGACCAGGAGUCUGGUGAAAAGAAAGAUAAUCUCCUGAACUGCUCAGGGCUGGAAUUGAUCACCCUGGAUCAUGGUCGCCAGUUUCGGCUAGAUCUAAUUGAGCGAACCGAGUGCAUGAAACUGCUGGUGGCCGUUACCAUUCUCACCUGCCCUGAUGAUCUGGAACGGGCCGAAACUUUGAACAAGUGGAUCCAGAUCGCGGUUGAAACGAAAACUGCCCUAGGUAAUCUCUUCGGAUUUUGUGCCAUAAUGUUGGGUCUCUCGAUGCCUCAGAUACAAAAACUGGAAACCACGUGGCACACAUUGCGCCAAAAGUACACCGACAGUGCAUUUAAUUUCGAAGCCAAACUACGACCUACGCUCAACAGCAUGAACGACUGCUCAAAUCCACAGGCACCGAACACGACGAUACCGCACGUACUGCCAUACAUUUUGAUUAAGGAUCGUUCCAUCAACGACAUUCUUGGUGACCCAACGCAGCCACCGCCCUCGAAUUGUACCCUGGUGGCAAGCUGUGUGACCCCCUGGGAAAAUAUUACCCAGGAUUUUGGGUUCUCCAUCUUGUUUGCUCACCUGGAUGCGGCGCGGAGUUUUAUAAAAAAUUUACCCCUUUACCGGAAGAAUGCCAACAUUGUGAUGCAGGAUACCAGCCGACUGGAUGCGCUGCUCGAGGAUGCGUUCAGAACCGAGUUCCAGAUCAAGUUCCUCUGGGGCAGCAAGGGCUGCUUCGUACCGGCCGAGGAUCGCCACGCCAAAUUUGAACACGUGCUCACCGUAAUGGCGGAUAAAUUCUGUUCGGAUCCAUCGCAAAAUGCCGCCGGCUAGAGAAGCAUCUAUUUAUCUUUCACAUCUUUCCAGAAGGCAAAAAAAAAACAAAGAAAUCAAUCACUCAAACGAAUUCGAAUCAUCAGUUUUCUACGCUAUACACUACACAGUUUUUACUUGCGAGUUUAUAGGAAUAAAAUAUUUAAAAAAAAGUCACAGUCAUUCGUAGGUUCAUUCCAAUUUGCGAUUCUCGUAGUAAAAGUUUGGUAUUCAGAUAUGUAUAAACACACGCAAACAUCAAAAAGCAUCUCCAUAGUCGUCAUACACGAAAUUUAUAAUGGCAUUAUACCUAAUUAGGUCGACACGAAAGUAACGAAACAACAAAAUUACGUACUAAAUAUAAUUAGCUCAAAUAUUGAAAGAUACACCAAAAAAGGACAAAAUGAAGCAACGUUAAAUCAAACAGCUUGAAACAAUAAUUGGUAAGUGGAAAUGAAAAUGUGUGAAAAACACAAACGAAAUUACUUACAACAGACAGCAGAAGGAAUUUUCCUAGUUUUUGGAUACAUUUUUAGAACAAUUGCCAAACGUGAGUCGAGCGAUUUUACGCUCAGAUCACCAGAAACUGAACUACAGAACAUUGAAGUUGAUGAUUCUUAACUUGAAACGAGACCCCAAAAACUUAGAGACUCAAUCAAAGUUGAAUCGAUUUCUUGGGUUUAAUUUUUUUUUAACAACCAAAGUAACGAAUUGAUACAACUUUAAAGCCGGUUGAGUACAGAAUUUGACAUGAAAAAAAAAAGAAUCUGUUCGAAUUUCAAAUAAGACAUUCAAUAAAUAAUUGAAUUCAUCGUUAUUCGAACUCAACCCCUGAUAUGUGUCACACUUUUCCUAUAAAAUUCUACCUGAAGCAAUACUGCACGUAUAUCAUUCGAAAUAGAAACAAAAACAAAAACGUUGAUAUUGGUUUGUGAAACCUUUCCUCAUACCCCUACACUUAUACAAUCGAACUUUAAUCUCAACUUUCUUAAAAUAUAAAAAAACCCUUUUCCUAAAAAACCUUUUCGAGGAAAUGAAAAUGCUGGAAAACAACCUAACGAAAGAAUUUCGGUGCAGUCAUUUGAAAUCAAGACAUAUUACAGCUGAAAAAGGCAACAUUUGAGAAUGAAAAUUUCAAACAUAGAAAGAGAAAAAUACAACAAAAAUAAAUAAAUAUACAACUGCAAAAGAGUAACAAACAAACUACACAAAGCUAGUUAAAAAAGUGGAUAAAUAAAAAGAAAAGAAACUGUAUGAUAAUAAAAAUGAUAAAAAGCAUGCAUACUAUUUAUAAACUAACUGAGCUACAUAUGGGAACCCUUUUCAAUGAGAAGUGCAACUAAAGAUGAAAGUACUGAUUUGAAUACAACUACAAAAGAUUAAGGAUACACACAUUUGGUUCAACUACAGAUGAUGUUUUAUCUUAUUUCUUACCUCUUUGUGUAUCACCUUCCCAAGACAGAGUUGAGGAUAGGUUAAAAAUCUGUAUUAAUCCAAUCGCUAUGAUUAGAAAAAAAAACUACAAUAAACACAGGAACAAUUUGAGUGCGGGUCUGAAGCAAAAAGUAUUACGUAAUGCAGGAUUAGGUCUGGAGUAAGAAGAAUGUACUUAUGUGUAUGUACAGUUAUGUUGUACAUAUUCCCAUGUUUGCAUUAUCCUUUUGGUUUAGUUAGACUAUUUUCCCCGGACUUCCGUUUCGAGCGAUAAAGUGAAAGAAAAAUCGAAGCUAUCGAACAUGAAUGAUAUAAGUAAAGUAAGCAGUCGAAAUCAAACAAUAAACGGAUGUUGAAAGGAGAGGGCAAACUUGCCAGAAGAACGAAAAUCAUUUGUGGAAACAUUGUAUUUGGCAAAAGUAUGAUAUUUAAACAGUAAAAAUAUGAAAGUAAUAAAUUAUUUCA